AUGGACACCACUACUGCAAAACCACUUGUAUUUCCUGAAAUCUCGCUUGAAACCUUAGUCCCCCUUAUAGUGCUUAUAGCAAUAGUUAUUUGGUGUUUGAUUAUUGCUGCUGUAUUUGUCUUCCUUUCCACAAAACAUCCACAUCGUUUGAAACAAUCUCCGUCGGAUGGUGCUUUACCAGAAUUUGUUUCGUUUAUGGAUUGUUCCGCUAUACUACAGUGCUUACCGUGUACGGAUUGUAGCCUUCGCAAAGUUUUGCGAUCAUGCUGCCCGAAUACGGAAUCCCUGCGACGUCUAGCAACAUGCGAAUGCUUACGCCCCCAACUUCAAGGGCAACGAGCUCCAGGAGUUGAUCUUGUUUGCUGUGUAGUAUGCCAGAGGUAG
This is a messenger RNA of Cylicocyclus nassatus, 384 nucleotides long. The record is from the annotation of a GenBank genome assembly. Lineage: Eukaryota; Metazoa; Nematoda; Chromadorea; Rhabditida; Strongylidae.